Arabidopsis lyrata subsp. lyrata is the source of this 875-nucleotide messenger RNA. Its product is annotated as phytolongin Phyl2.2. NCBI's taxonomy places the organism in Eukaryota, Viridiplantae, Streptophyta, Magnoliopsida, Brassicales, Brassicaceae. The transcript is spliced from 2 exons. Gene Ontology annotation, cellular component: membrane. The record is from RefSeq and is a predicted model, not a curated record. Bases 123 to 875 code for a protein of 250 amino acids.
AUCGCAGCAUUUUUAUCUUUGUUGCGAUUACGAGAGAAUCCGAAUGCAAAACCUAAUGAUCUCUGUUUUUGUUUCUCUUUGAAUUUUGCUUUGAAUCUCCAUUGAAAUCUGUAUACAGAAGGAUGAUUUCAAAUCCAAGUUUAUUGUCUUACACUUGCAUUGCGAAAGGAACCGUAGUUCUCGCUGAGUUCGUUUCCAAGGAAGAGCCAGGAAUCGAAGCUGUAGCUUUACGAUGUAUCGAGAACACGCCUCCACAUCAUUCAAUGUUCUCUCAUACAGUUCACAAGAAGACGUACACAUUCGCAAUCGAUGAUGAUUCGUUUGUUUAUUUCGCGAUUUUGGAUGAAAGUAUGGAGAAACCUGAAUCAUUCUGGGUUUUGAAUCGUUUGAGAUCAGCUAUUGAAGAUCUGAUUAAUGACGGUGGAUCUGAUGUUGAAACGUUGAUUAAUCCGGUUUCGCACUGUCUUCAAUUGAAGAUUGAUCCAGUUUUCGCGGAGAUUGUUGGUGUUGUUGAUUUGGAAUUGGACAUGGAUUUGGUUGGAUCACCAAGGAGCGUAGCGAGAGAGAGUCGGAAUCCGAGUAUUGACUCAUCUAAAGGAAGAAGAGCUGCUUUGAUGCCACUUUUGGGGAAGCCAUUGAAGGCGUUGAAGAAGAAGAAGAGAUUGCAUAAUGAAGCAAAAGGAGAAGAUCCGUGUGAGGUUGGUUCGAUCAAGGAGAUAUCAGAGAAGAAUGUUGAUGUAUGUGGGAAUGGUAACAAUGGAGUCUUACGCAAGGAACUGAGAAAUGGUUUGUUAAGUGAUCAUCAUCAUAGACAAAAGGCGAAACAGAUAUGGAAGAAACAUGAGGAGAGCCAGGCCUGCAGAGAAAAGCCAUAA